Molecule: messenger RNA, 9818 nt
Organism: Cherax quadricarinatus
Lineage: Eukaryota; Metazoa; Arthropoda; Malacostraca; Decapoda; Parastacidae
Source: RefSeq, a predicted model, not a curated record
UCAGUCAGUGUUGUGUAGUGGGGGCGUCUUGGUGCUCGUCUUUUCCUCAUGAUCUAGCAUGCGCACUCUUUGUCUUCACCAGUAUUUCCUCAGGUGGAUAACAAGUGUGUGAGAGUGAGUUGUGCAAGCUUGUACCACGAGCAGUCUGAUGCUCGUCCCACCAACAAACUGUGGUGUGUGUAACUUUAGCCUAAACACGUGCAGUGUUUAUUGAUUGAUAAUGAUCAUUGGUAAUAAGUGAUAAAAUUAUAUUUUUUAUCUGCAGCAUUACAGAAGACCCUUUGAAAGAGGUUGUUUUACGUGUGAAAUUGACCGCUAUUAGUGAUACACAAGUGAGGACGAUGAGGCCAGCUUGAUAUAGUCUAGUCAUUAAUAUAUAUUUCAAGAUCUGUAUAUUGAGGAUACAAAGGAACUAUCAACAUGGAAGACUCAAUGAUGGCGGACGUGGACCCGGAGACGCUGUUGGAGUGGCUGCAGAUGGGCCAGGGCGAAGAGCGGGACAUGCAGCUCAUCGCCCUGGAGCAGCUGUGUAUGCUCCUCCUCAUGUCCGACAAUGUCGACAGAUGCUUCGAAAGUUGUCCACCAAGAACAUUCCUGCCAGCACUCUGCCGCAUCUUUCUGGACGAGUGUGCUCCAGAUAAUGUUUUAGAAGUCACUGCCCGUGCCAUUACUUACUAUUUGGACGUUUCUGCCGAGUGUACACGUCGCAUCACCACAGUAGAGGGUGCAAUCAAAGCAAUGUGCAACCGUCUUGUAGUGGCUGAUGUGUGUUCAAGAACCAGCAAGGACCUAGCUGAACAGUGUAUUAAGGUUCUUGAACUGAUUUGCACACGUGAAGCUGGUGCAGUUUUUGAAGCAAGUGGUUUGAACUGCGUCCUUUCAUUUAUUAGAGAUAAUGGCCAUUUAGUUCACAAAGAUACACUCCAUUCAGCCAUGCAUCUUGUCUCUCGAUUGUGUGGGAAAAUGGAACCAGCGGAUUCUGGACUUGCUCCCUGUGUUGAGUCUCUCUCUACGCUACUUAGACACGAGGAUCAGCACGUAGCAGAUGGAGCUUUACGUUGUUUUGCCUCCUUGGCUGACCGCUUCACUCGGCGAGCCCAGGACCCAGCGCCUCUUGCACAGCACUGCCUUGUUACACACCUUUUAGCUCGUUUAGCUGGAGCUGCUCCGCAGCCAGCGCCAGGUGCUGCUGCUGCGGCUGCCCCAGGAGCACCUGUAGCCACUCAAGAAAACUCCAAAACAUCUGCCUCUGUCUCCACUGUGAUUUCUCUGCUGUCCACACUCUGCAGAGGCUCGCCUAGUAUUACCCAUAAUUUGUUGAGAUCUAACUCCCAGAUCCCAUUAAAAAAAAGCCCCCAGGGAGAUGGCGCUUUUAAUUUAGUAGUUAUUAGAAGUUUGAAAUGUGUUACCAAUACUCAGGAAGGGAAGAAGUCAACAGAGGAAGGUAAUAGUACGAAUAUUGAAGAUACAGAAAUUGGAGAACCACGUGGAGAUGUAGAAAUGGCACCUGUGUAUCUAAGUCGCUUACUUCCAGUGUUUUGUCACACCUUCCAAGCUACAAUGGUACAUACUGUAAGGAAAGCUUCACUCAGUAUACUUAGAAAAAUGGUACACUAUAUUCCUGCUCCUUUGCUUCAUCAGGUGUGUGGUGGCGAGGAUGCAACUAUUAGCACAACCACAUAUAGCACCAGCACUGCCACAAACACUGCCAAUAACCUUUUAGGUUCUCAGCUAGUUGAAGUUAUUGCUUUGGUCCUAGGCAAUGAGGAGGAUGAAGAUGGUCAUUUAGUUGCUCUGCAGAUGGUGGAUGAUCUUCUAAGCAAAGCUGCACCAUUGCUUUUAGAACAUUGUGCACGCCUUGGUGUAAUCAGUAAAGUGGGAAUGCUGGCUGGCCCAUCUGACCCACCUAUUGAAGAAUACACCCCUAUAAAAGGGAAAGAGGAACAGGAUGGUGAUGAGCCUGGCAUGGAAGAUGCUAAAGAAGUUGUACCUGGCAAGGCAUACCACUGGCGGGACUGGUGUGUAGCACGGGGACGAGAUUGUCUUUACAUUUGGAGUGAUGCUGCUGCUUUGGAACUCUCUAAUGGUUCCAAUGGUUGGUUCCGCUUCAUUCUAGAUGGAAAGUUGGCAACCAUGUACUCUUCGGGAAGUCCUGAGGGAGGAUCAGAAAGUACAGAGAACCGCAGUGAAUUCUUAGAAAAGCUGCAGCGAGCCAAGUCAGCAGUCCGGCCAGGCAGCCCUAGUCAGCCGGUAUUAUCUACUCCAGGGCCUGCACGCUUAGUCAUUGGAAAUUGGUCACUUCAGUGCAAAAAAGAGGGUGAAUUGCACAUUCACAACUCUGAUGGGCAACAACAAGCUACCAUCCUUCGUGAGGAACUCCCAGGAUUCAUCUUUGAGAGUAACCGCAACACAAAACAUUCCUUCACUGCUGAAACAUCUUUAGGGCCUGAAUUCCAUGCGGGGUGGACUGGUCGACGUGGAAAACGGUUCAGAUCUAAGGUUGAGGCAAUGAAGCAAAAGUGGCAGGAUGAUAGUACCUCCUUGGGCAGUUGUUGUCUUCCAGCUUACUACUUAGCGUAUCACAUGUAUUUAUCAAUUUAUUUAUUUCAGGUGAGCAAUAAAGGCGGUGGAGAAUGGCCUGAAAUUUUGAGGGCCACUGUUGAAGACCUAGUAGCCCUCUUGCGUGAUGAAAGCACAGUAUCUGCAUAUGAACUCCAUUCUUCAGGCCUAGUACAAGCUCUUCUUACACUUCUUAGUCCAGACACUACACAACAUCUCCCAGAUGAUAAUAGACAGUUUUCUCAAAGACGGGUUAACAAAAUGAUAAAACAAAGAAGAAAUGUUUUCAAAAGUUGCUUUAUGGAUAAAGUAGAUGAAGAAAGUGCUACGAUCAGCUCAUCAGUCAGUCCUGGUACCCAGCUAGUUAGAAAAUUAGUAUCUGUGCUGGAGAGUGCAGAGAAGCUUCCUCUAUAUAUUUAUGAUGUUCCUGGAGCAGGAUCAGGUCUUCAAGUUUUGAGUCGACGUCUUCGAUUUAGACUGGAAAGAGCAGCAGGUGAAAGCUCUCUAAUUGACAGAAAUGGAAGAACACUUAAAAUGGAACCCCUGGCGACUGUUGAACAGCUUGAGAGGUACUUGCUGAAGAUGGUAGCCAAGCAGUGGUAUGACUUUGACCGCACAUCUUUUGCCUUCGUUCGCAAACUGAAGGAAGGACAGAAGAUUGUCUUCAAGAACAGCAGAGAAUUUGAUGAAAAUGGAAUUAUCUAUUGGAUUGGAACAAAUGCUAAGACUGCUUAUGAAUGGGUGAAUCCAGCUUCUGUUGGACUUGUUGUAGUUACAUCUAGUGAGGGUCGAAACCUUCCUUAUGGUCGACUAGAAGAUAUUUUAAGCCGUGAUGCAUCUGCUCUAAACUGUCACACAAAUGAUGACAAACGAGCAUGGUUUGCCAUUGAUCUUGGCAUUUGGUUUGUACCAUCAGCAUACACAUUGAGACAUGCACGAGGAUAUGGCAGAUCUGCACUUAGAAAUUGGAUGUUCCAGGUUUCGAAGGAUGGUAUGACUUGGACAACUCUAUGCACUCAUGUUGAUGAUUGCUCCUUAAAUGAACCUGGCAGCACUCAUACCUGGAGUAUACAGCCUCCUUCAGAAGAAAAAACUGGCUGGAGACAUGUUCGCAUUCAACAGACAGGAAAGAAUGCAUCUGGUCAGACCCAUUAUCUCUCUCUCUCUGGGUUGGAGCUAUAUGGCACAGUGACUGGGGUUUGUGAAGAUCUGGGAAGGGCAGCUAAAGAAGCAGAAGCUAACCUGAGGAGACAAAGAAGACUUGUCAAGUCACAGAUGGUAAAGCACAUGGUAGUUGGAGCACGUGUGGUACGUGGUCUUGACUGGAAGUGGCGGGACCAGGAUGGCAACCCUCCAAGUGAAGGAACCAUUACAGGAGAACUUCACAAUGGCUGGAUUGAUGUAACAUGGGACCAUGGGGCAUCUAAUAGCUACCGUAUGGGUGCUGAGGGAAAAUACGACCUCAAACUAGCUCCUGGAUAUGAUCCAGAAUUUCCACAGGUCUCUACAAUAACCAGCAGUAUUAGCACUACAUCCAGCAAUACUGCUACUACUACAACAUCUGCAUCUAUAGCUACAAUAACUACAGCUAUAAAGUCAACAAAGGUGGUCAGCACAGAUGUUACCCAAGGAACUAGUGUACUAACCAGCCGCAAGUGCAGCUCCACACCCUCACUACCUCAGGCUACAACAGAUGUUCACAAACAUUCUGUUGCUGCCUCAGAACAAGCAGCCUCAGAUGAUAACCUUUCUGCCAAGGCUGCAGAGACUGUUGCAGAAAAUGUUUUGAGUGUAGCCAGCGCUGAAGCUCUGUUGAGUGUUGAGAGCAGUGGACGUGAGAAAGGCAAUGAACUGGCAUCUCUUGUGCAGUCUCUCAGCUUAAACGACCGUGACAUCACAUCUGACUUCUCUGAUGCCAUGUCCUCUCUGGAGUCUGUACUCAAUACCUCUGAUAUCAAAUCUGGUACGGGUGAUAUGAGUGAGGCUAUGACUGUGAUGGAUGUGGGAUUGCAUCCAACCUCGGACACUAAAGUGGGUUCCAUGGGCCAAGCUGGGGAGUGUCCGGCUCUGACAGUGAAUGAAGAAAAAUUUGGAGACAUCAGCAGUAUAGGGAUUAGUGGCAGUGUGAGCAGCAGCAGCAGCAGUAUUGGGGGCCUGACCAGCAGCAGCAGGAAGCGAUGUGGGGGUGUAGUAACGGGUGAGGGUAAGAGGGACUGCACUGGGCGCUCCACCAUGUCUUCACAGCCUAUGAGUGUUAGUGUGCCCAACCUAACGAGUGCAGACACUGAGCCAUUGACACAUAGUUUGCUGGAAACCUUCACUCAGGUUGCCAGGAGAAGGGGGGGAUCAGCUACCAUGCCACCCAGUACUGGGGUGUGUGGCAGUGGGGGAAUGGCACCCCAUGCUCCUAAUGUGCCUGCUAGUAUCAGUAAUGUACGAACAGGCUUGGGGCAAUUGAUAGGUGGGCCACCCCCAAGCCUGGCCCACCCAGUGUUCUCGCCCUCCACCCACUCCAUGUCCAGUCUGGUCCGCCUGGCCCUCUCCUCACACUUCCACCUCCCAGGAUCUGGACCACUAAGCACAGCACAGAGUUAUCCUACUUUGACUUCCGGCACAACCUCCACUACCUCCACAACUACUACGGGUGCUGCUGCAUCUUCCACCACCAACCAGCCAUCGACCAACCUAUCUUCAUUUCCUCACGGUCUCACUAUGAGUCUUACAUCUACGUCUAGUGACUCAGAGCAAGUGAGUUUGGAGGAUUUCCUGGAGAGUUGUCGAGCUAGUACACUCCUAGCAGAGCUUACAGAUGAUGAGUUACCAGAUCCAGAUGAUGAUGAGAAUGAUGAUGAUGACAAUGAUGAUGACGACGAAGACUAUGAAGAGGAGGAGGAAUGUUAUGAAGUAACUGUAAGAAUAUACCUGAUGUACCUGUUGGAUUACACUACUUUUUUACUGACCUUAACUCUAUUUUUAGAUUUGGAGAUUACAGCCCCUGGUACAGAAGAGCAUUUAUGUGAUACCCCUAGUGAAGUAGCAAGUGGCCCUCGACUUAGUUUAACCCUGCGUGGUCCUAACCUCCCUGGGAUUCCUGAAGUUGAAAUACCAAUAACAAAGAAAACCUCGACAAUCUUUGCUGCCGUCCAGACUUUGGUUCAUGCUGCCAACUUUCCUUCCCGACAAGAAAGAUUGCGACGAAUAUGGGAGCCUACAUACACGCUUGUAUAUGGAGAGGCAAGAGAAGAUGAGAGUUCUGAAGGAGAAUUUUCUAGUGUUCAGCUACUUAAUCGUCGUAAUUCCCGAACAAAUAUUUUGACUGAGGCAUCUGGCAGUUCAGCCUUGCCUACCAGUACCUUGACAACGGGUGAUCCAUCUGUUGAAGAUGUGUUGCAACUCCUACGACAAUUGUAUAUAUUAGCUCAUGAAGAUAAAGAUAAAUCUGCUUUGAUCGCUGCAAAACUGAGAUACGAGACAGCAGCCUUUUGUACUGUAAGAGUUGGUGAAGCUGUAGUGCUAGCAUGUGGUGCCCUGCCAUCAUGGUGUGAAGACUUGACAUAUGCCACCCCUAUGCUCUUCCCAUUUGAUACCAGACAUCUUUACUUCAAUUGCACAGCUUUUGGUCCUGAGAGAUCUUUGGUGUGGCUACAGAGUCAGAGAGAUGUAAGUGUGGAGCGACGUGGGGGGUUGAGAAGAGAUGACCCUCAUGAAUAUAGAGUAGGACGACUAAAACACGAGAGAGUGACUGUGCCUCGUGGUUCCAAUCUUCUUCAAUGGGCUCAGCAGGUGAUGCGUGUCCACGCAAGUCGAAAAUCCAUUUUAGAAGUUGAAUUCCGUGAGGAAGAAGGUACUGGUUUAGGUCCCACCCUGGAAUUUUAUGCUCUUGUGGCUGGUGAGCUGCAGCGAGCUGAUCUGUCCAUGUGGUUGUGUGAUGAUCAAACAUCUGACCCCAUCACUCCUCCUGCAUUAGAUGGUGGCAAUGGGACUGGUGACUCGCAGACAAGACCUCCAGGCUAUUAUAUCUGCCGUCAGGGAGGUCUCUUUCCUGCUCCCCUUCCCCAAGAUAACUCAAUUUGCGAUCAAGUAGUUGAGUUAUUUCAUUUCCUGGGGAUAUUUUUGGCAAAAACUUUACAGGACAACAGACUUGUUGACCUACCUUUGUCUCGCCCUUUCCUCAAACUCAUGUGUCAUGGUGAGUUUGCUAAUGUGAAGGACAGAGGCAUUACAGGAAGUUAUGCUAAACCCCGAGGAGGACUUUCUUCUUUACCAGUUGAAGAGGAUCUCAUGACCUCUUCCAUAAUAAGUGAAGAGAGUGAGAAAGAGCUUGAGCUGGACCCUCCCAAGUAUCGCAUUUCAGAUACUCAACCAUGGUUCAGUGGGCUGCUAACAUUGGAAGAUCUUUGUGAGGUAGACCCUGAGCGAGGAGCUUUCAUGCAGCAGCUGAAAUCUCUGUCAGCUAUUAAGCAGCAGAUCCUCAAUGACACAAUCCUCUCGGAGGAAGACACGUUGCAACUUCAUAAUUUGGCCCUUCCCUCAACUCCUGAUAACCAGGGAGCAGAACAGCCAGCAGUUAGAUUAGAAGAUCUUUGUCUCACCAUGCAGUAUGCUGCUCCCUCCAGACACUUGGGAUAUACAGCAAUUGAACUACGAACAGGCGGAGCUGAUCAAGAAGUGACUCUUACUAAUGUGGAGGAUUAUAUUGACUUUACUCUUAGCUGGGCCUUAGAAGUAGGUAUUAGAAGGCAACUUGAAGCUUUCCGAUCAGGAUUCUGUCAGGUGUUUCCCUUGAAGAAAUUGGGAGCAUUUAGCCCAGAUGAACUGAGACUCAUGUUGUGUGGUGACCAAGCUCCUAUAUGGACACGUGAAGAUAUUCUAGCAUACACUGAGCCUAAGUUAGGAUAUACUCGAGACUCUCCUGGGUUCUUGAGACUCGUAAACAUACUUGUAGGAUUGACAGCAGAAGAACGAAAAGCAUUUCUACAGUUCACCACUGGUUGUUCGUCAUUGCCACCUGGUGGCCUUGCUAAUCUUCAUCCUCGCCUUACUGUAGUACGCAAGGUUGAUGCAGGAGAUGGUUCGUAUCCAUCUGUAAACACUUGUGUCCAUUACCUGAAGAUGCCUGAUUAUUCCUCCGAGAGCAUAAUGAAAGAGAGGCUUCUUGCAGCCACACGGGAGAAGGGCUUCCAUCUUAAUUAAUUCUUAAAAAAUUUAUUAUGAUUAUAGACUCAGGUUUAAGUAAUAGAGAUUUUAAAACCCUUGCUUAAUGAAAAUCUGUAAGAUUGAUUGUACUCAACUUCCGAGGACUCUCAUAAAAUAUGCUGUAAUUAUAAACAGUUAUAUUAGGAAGAAAUGUGAAUUAAAACCAGUUUGUUUAUUACUCCUUCAAAGGGAUUUUUACAGUGAAUUAAGGAUAAAGUCAUAUACAAUAGUCUUGAGUAGUACUCUGUGUGGAGUGUAUCUUUAUUAAAAAGUGAUUUCAGAGUGCAAAUUAUGCAUGAUACCAAAUGCUUACAAAAACUUAAAUCCCAGACUGACUUUUUAAAGAGAAUCCAGGAAAAUAUUUCUUUUCCCAGUGUGCUAAUAUAAUAUUAGCAGCACUCGAUGAGAAUAUGUAUGCCUUUCAAAGUGAUUGCUUGAGAAAGUGCAAAUACAGGCAACAAAAUGCAACACUACCUGGCGAGUGGAUGACUUGUGUGAAUGCACAGAACAUUAGUCACCCUAGUGUCUGUACAAGUAAAAAUGGCUGGUUUUAUAGCUAAUUGAAAUGUGUGAAAGCAAUUUGGAUGUUGGUGCCAAUCUGCAUAAAUGUUUUCCAAGAAAAUAUUUUUCAUGAAAGUAUAAGUGAUAUAAAUACAUUUUUGUUGUUCUGGCAGGUAGUGGUAAGUAGGCUGACAAUGGCCAGUUGUUGUUUUAUGUUGUCACCAUUAGCUUAUGUCUUUCUGUGAUAACUGAUGUGAAGGCAUUGCAUAGGCAGCAAACUGUAUAUAAUGAAAUGCAUUACAAGAAUGCCACUGUUAUAGUUAUGUCUCUCAGUGUAGCAAUUAAGUAUUUGUGAUUUUGAGUGGAGAUUUUACUGUUGAGUAGGUGGUUGUAUGGUUGAGUAGCCCUUCUAUAAUACUUGGGUCUGCUGUUCAGUGUCGGCUAUUCUCACCUCGGCUUGUUAGCAAGGAUCUCAUGAUAAUUAACUGUAAUAAGCCCAAUGUAGUAAAUGCUUGAAUUUGUGAUUUGAUAUAUUGUUAUAAUCCAUCCCAAAAAUACUUCUUGUCACUUUCUAAAACUUAGUGAACAUAAUGGUCAUGGUUUCGAAGGGUUUGAGAUCGUUUGUGGUAGCCAAGACAAGGCAUUGACAUUGCCUGUACUUGUAGUAAUUUCAUCAUGCUAAGGCAGUUCAUGCUAAGUUUACACUUGAAAUAUUAUCACUGACUUGAUUGAUCUGAGUUUUGUGCACAAGUGUUUAACAUAGCUUCUUUGAUGAAUUGUCAGUAGCAAGUUGAGACACAGUAAAGUAGUGACAUUACAGGCUGACAAUUCAUCAUCUUUUCAUGAAGAUUGUCACAGUCGUGCUCUGUUUUGUGCCUUACAUUUUUUCUUUAGUUUUCAAUUUCUAAAUAAUUUUUUUUAAAUUAUGAGUUUAAUGAUGCAUUUUACUGUCCAUUGAUCAUUUUAGUAAAACUACUAAGUAAAAUAAUUAUUUUUUAAAGUUUAAUUAGGUUUUGACAGUACAUUUCAGAAGAUUUUUUCAUGAAUGUAAAUAUUUGAAGGGAAUUUCAGCUAAAUAUGUUGUGCAUGAAAAAAUCUUUAUAUUUGUCUGUCGACUUAUGUUCUGUUGUACAAGAAUUAAUAAGUUAAACUACUGAAAGAGAUACAGAAUGUAGGCAUUGAAGAUGAGAAGCAAAAAUUUUCACAGGCACCUUAAAACAGACCACUGCUGUUUAUUAGAGGGAUAUGCCUGAUUGUCUUAUCUACAAAAGUGUUUCACAUUCACUACAGUAGAUAAUGGGCUCUGGUGUUUAAUUAGAAGCAAAUUACACAAGACAUUUCUUAACACCGAAGUAAGGUAACGUAAACAAUAUUGUACUUAUUGAAUAAGUCACAAUCAGUGAUAGUAGAUGAGAAGAUUACACAGCUAAAUGAAAGUAAUUAUUACCAAAAAUGCUAGUGUUGAAUUUGACAUUUUAUCAGUAUACCAAAAAGAUUAGGAUAAAUGUUAGUAUGCAAUAGAGUAAUUGUGCUUAUAUUCUAAUAUUUAUUUUGUAUUGCUG